Molecule: messenger RNA, 7278 nt
Organism: Penicillium malachiteum
Lineage: Eukaryota; Fungi; Ascomycota; Eurotiomycetes; Eurotiales; Aspergillaceae
Gene: atrA
Product: protein kinase MEC1
Exons: 25
Coding region: 1-7278 (2425 amino acids)
Biological process (GO): telomere maintenance; DNA damage checkpoint signaling; protein phosphorylation
Cellular component (GO): nucleus
Molecular function (GO): protein binding; protein serine/threonine kinase activity
Source: RefSeq, a predicted model, not a curated record
AUGGCGGCUAAGCAAAAUAACCGCAGUCUUGUCUCUGAGAAUGGGCAACGACCCAUGGAGCCCGCUUCGUCUAUCUUGGCGGCGCAUUUCGCCCCUCUGGCUACUCAAGCACAUGACGGACAUCGCCUUUCGCGGGAGACUUUCUCCCAGCUUCGCCAAGAGAUUCUAGGGGAACGACAAAGCCAAAUGCGCGUAGAUGAGGGCAUCACUGACAUCAACAAGCUCAUCUGCAUCGUUCUCAAGGCAGGUCUGGAAGCGAAUCCCAGUAACAGCACCCCGGAAAAUGAUCUCCAGGACCAAAAUUUGGAUUGCCUCGAUAUUAUUCAAGCGAGUAUUGAGAAGGCUCCUCAGGCAUUAUGGGAAGUGUCAGAUCCACUUAUCCUGGGGGAGGAUGUCCAAGCGCCCUUGUAUGCCUGGUUGAUCUUACGAUUGAUUAGGUUAAUAAGCAUUUGGACAUCUCAAGCGAUUCAAGAGAAAACUCACUUGAUUUUGAGUACCAUGAUCAAUUUUCAAUCUAAACAAGCUCGCUCAUCACCUUCGUGCUAUGGGAUUUCAGCUCUCCUUCGCGCUUGUACCUCGGACAUAUUGUUCGCGUUGGAGUCAUUUCAUAGUGUUGGUCUACUUCAUCCUCGGAGUAGAGGCUUGUUCUUACCAACAAUAGACGGGUCAUUGGGAGUGGAGCUGGAUAACCAAGCUCUUCCUCGUGGUCUGCUGAGGGAAACCAUAGCCUUAGGGUCAUUUUCCCAAGCAGUAAUUCUCGCUUCUCUAUUGUUAGAUUCUUUCAGCUUACAAGCUGCAAUUCCAGGCGAUUUGAAGCGGCAAACUCUCGUUUCUCGCCUGAACCUUCCCUGGGCAUUGAAUGGAUACAACCGCUUGCGCAAAACAGUCGUUACAUGGUUACAGAAAACCGGAUCUCACCCCACUGCAGAGGACGAACAAAAUGUUCUCCAUUUCAUGAAUUACGCAUCUCGAUUCUGCAAGUCUGACACAGCUGGGUCCGCCUUACGCUCGGAUAUGUGUCUGGCCUCUGCUUGGACUCAAUGUCUAAGUGAGAUGCUUCUGCUCAGUAUUUCCAACCAAUUACCUACCCUCCAGAUAGGACUGAGCCUUUUUUUGGAGGAGACUCUUCAAGCGGCAAGUAUUUCCGGGUCAUUCGGAUUGGAGAUGCGGGAGUUCUUUCUACCUGCCCUUGAGGAAAUCAAAGACAAGGCUGGUAACUGGAUAGCAAUGGAGGCGUGUUUGUUGGAUUCAGUUCAAUCAUUGCAGUCUGCGCUGCUUUACACCCCGGAGCCUACUGAAGCUUCCUCUAGUGCCCCGCCGUCUGAAAAUGGCGCCCCUGUUCAAAGGCCCGGAGUCUCUGGCGAUGAAGAAGAAGAUAGUGAAGAUACACGGGCAUCAAAACGUCUUUGUGUCUCUGCCGAGCCCGCAAACACAGGAAUUUUGGCCAUAUCAAUGGAUCAACUAGCAGCUUUACUAGGUUGCGACAGCGGGGAGGAAUUGGCGGGUUUAAGCGCUUCUCUGGAAAAAUCAUACGAUGGGCUUACAGAGCCUCAAAGGUCCGACUUAUUGGAAAUCAUGGGAAAGAUCUCUUGUGCCAUUACAGGUAGCCUCGAGCAGAGGCCAUCUGAUAUUGUAGGUCGGAAUACAACUCUCUGUCAAACCUGCGAUUUCGAACAAGGUCCUCAAGAAAAUGAACUCGAGAAGGACACCGUAAAGGCCGCGGAUAGCGGCUAUGGUCGCCCUGAGAAGGAUUUUGAUGCAUUCGCCCUGUAUGGACCAGCUACAUCUCUCAUCAUCUGCGUCUGGGGAGUUCUGUCUUCACUCGCUUCGAAGUUCUAUCCGAGAACUUCUAAUUCGGUCGUAGCGUUCGUGCGUUCCUCGUUGCAACCAGAUAUUCGAAGAGCGAACUUUGUCAUUGUACUCGAAUGGUUGAAGAACCUUUCGGAGAAAAACGACAUGCCUCUUCAUGAAGCAUGUGUUCUAACAUUGUGCUGCCUUGCAAAGGUUUCAGAUGAGGAAGAAAAGAACAUCAUUCUUCUGCGCUUGUUGGAAUACCUUGGUCACCCGAAUCCUUACAUCUGUGCAGUAGCAUACAAUGAGUUGUCCAAGCUUGCUCAGCAAUUCACAUUGACGCCUGCAGGCUUAUUUCGGCCGUACUGGAGAACACUGUCGGUUGUGGUGGUUAAAAAUCUCCAGUCUCGACCGUAUAUGGCUGAGCAGCUCUGCGAACUACUUGGAAUGAAAGUUGACAGCUUUUUGCGUCUGACAGAAGUCCACGUGCUGCCCUAUCUUGUUUUAACAAGAAAAAGAGACAUCAUCUGCCGGAUUGGAGCAAGUCGUGAUGAAGUGGAGUCACCUUUCGAUGUAUGCUCCGAGAAGAACAACCUCGCGGCUAUUUUGGCAUUUCUUUUAGCCCAAGAAUCCAGCAAUCCCGAGGGCAUGAUCAUGUCUCUCUUGGCGGAGAUAGACCCUGCCUUCAAGGGACGUACGCUUGCGGAAUUGGUCAGAAUCGAACCAAUCUUGAUUGCCUGUGAUCUGUUGAAAAGUCUGGGCGAAGCCGGUGAGCAGAAUAAAGAAAGAUUUUAUCAAGGACUGUGUCGCUUGGCGUCCUUUGUGCCACGGAAGUUUGGGCACAGUGGCUCCUCAAGGAAAUUAAACCAUCUGAUCCACUUCAUUGAGGAGCAUGUCCUUGGAAUUAUCACUCAAUUCGCGAAUGCAAUCAAUGACUUUCAAGUCAGGCAAACAUUAGCCGAGAAGAGGCGGAAUCUCAAAGCAAUUGAAGAGAUGAUUGAUAUUGCCAACGGCCAUGUCAGCAAUGCAUUGCCCCAAGUCUGCGCUUGUCUUCGAUCUGCGCUUGAGAUUGAGGAGCUAUGUGAUCAAGCCUUUUCGGCUUGGAAGACAUUAAUCAGCUCCCUCGCUGGCGAUGACUUCGAGCCUCUUAUCGACCAGACACUGGCAAUCGUGAUUCGCUACUGGCCGAAAUUGACAGAUAAAAGCAGAGAGCAAGCAUAUGAGCUUGUCGAUCACAUUUUGGCAACUCAUCCAAAUCUUCUGCGGGAUAUUUGCACUUCAAUGCCAUCAUUAGCCUCUAUUCCGGAGAUGGCCCCAUUCGAGGCCAAGAUGAAUGAACUGCGUGCGACGCAGGAUGUUCGAAGCCGGUUGAUGUCCUUGAUUUACCGCUGCCAGAACGAAAACGCGACAGUUGUUGAGCAAGCAUUAACCGAAUUACUCCCUUUCCUCUCGCAGAAUGAAGAAUUUCUCCACCUAUCUGCUCUUAGCGAGCAGCCUGACCCUGUGAUUGCACAGCUUACAAGAGCAUUAUUGGACUGUUGCGUCAAGUUCAACACCAGUUCAGAUCACAUCACUUUAAUGUCCGCACGAUGUUUGGGCCUUGUUGGCUGUCUGGAUCCUAACCGUGUCGAGACCAUCAAGGAGAAGAUGGACAUUCUUGUAUUGUCAAAUUUCGAUCGGAUGGAGGAAACUGUGGAGUUUGUUCUCUUCUUUCUCCAGCAUGUGCUAGUCGAGGCAUUCUUGUCCGCCUCCAACACUAGAGCACAAGGGUUUUUGGCGUAUGCUAUGCAGGGUCUUCUUAAAAUCUGUCAUUUGCACACUACCAUCACCCAGAACGCCCGUGAUCUUCAAGGAGACGAAAAAUAUCAGCGGUGGAUAGAGCUUCCAGAAGGCAUCAGAAAUACUCUCACACCGUUCCUGACGUCAACGUACACUGUUACUGUCGUUGCGACUAAUCCCAAGGUGGAAUAUCCUUUGUUCUGCCCUGAAAAGACUCACAGUGAAUGGCUUCGAACUCUGGUUCAAGACUUGCUCCAAGCAGGCAACGCCGACAAUGCCAAGCUCAUAUUUGCUGUAUGCAGUCGUGUGGUUAAGGGUCAAGAUAUUUCUAUCUCCUCAUUUCUGUUGCCAUUUGCCGUUCUAAACCGUGUUGUUGGAGGAACAGUGCAGGAACAGCGGGACAUUGAGCUUGAGUUCAUGAAGGUCCUCUCGCAUCCACUUCCUGAUACGAACAACAAUGCUCGUGAGACAAUCAUCUCUUGCAGCCAGAGUGUUUUUGAAGUCCUAGACUAUCUGUCUCGAUGGUUACAAGGGAAGAAGAAACAGCUAAACGGUAUGAACAAUCAGUCUUAUCAGUCAAGUCGCUCUCGUGGAGACGGCAAUCGAGAUGUACUCCAUGAGAAGUAUGCUUCUCAAAUCAAAUCAGUCGAAGCUCUCCUGUCCGCAAUACCCCCUGAAAUCAUUUCGAAGCGCGCUGUUGAAUGUAAAUCAUUCUCUCGAGCACUGUACCACUGGGAGCAGUACAUUCGAAAAUGCAACACGCAACCGGAACCUCUGGACAAUGCCAGCUCUGAGCAGCUCUACCAAAGACUACAAGACAUUUACAGCGAGAUUGACGAGCCUGAUGGAAUAGAAGGCAUCUCUAGCCAUCUUUCUGGACUCAAUGUCGACCAACAGGUUUUGGAACACCGAAAGGCUGGUAGAUGCGCUACGGCACAAAGUUGGUAUGAACUCCAGCUUGAAAAAGAGCCCGAUAACUUCGAGGCUCAGUGGAACCUGGUCACCUGUCUCAAGGAAUCUGGACAACAAGAUGCUAUUCUAACCCGUUUCGAAACACUGAAGGAGAACGAUGCUGCGACCUCCAGAUUUCUUCCAUUUGCAGUAGAGGCAUCUUGGAUCACAGGUCGAUGGUCGAAACUGAAAGGUUAUUUGGAAUUGUGUGCAGAGCAAGGAACUGGCGAUUUUAACGUAGGCAUCGGCUCAGCCCUCCACAGUCUUCGUGAACGUCUCGAAAACAACGACUCCGAGGUCCAGCAAGAUCCAGGGGCUUUCGCCAAAGUUAUUGAUGAGCUCAGGUUGAAUGUCGCCAAGUCCUUGACGGCGAACUCUAUUGCCUCGUUACAGUCGUGUCAUGACGAUAUGCUCCGGUUGCAUGCUUUGGCGGAUGUGGAAGCUAUAGCUAAUGCAGGAGCUGGAAACCCUUCCUAUCCGGAUUUGCCGGCUGCUCUCAAACGACGAUUGGAUGUUUUAGGAGGGUACAUUGCUGACAAACAGUACCUCUUGGGUAUAAGACGAGCGGCCAUGGAAUUAGCAGGCGGAUUCGGUGAUUCUGAUAUCUCUGCUGCAUGGCUUACCAGUGCACAUCUCUCACGGAAGGGCAAAUUCACUAGUCAAGCAUAUCACUCGAUGCUCAAUGCAGCAAGACUCAAAGAUCGUUCAGCUGCCAUCGAACAUGCAAAACUUCUUUGGCAAGAUGGACAUCAUCGGAAAGCGAUUCAGACUCUGGAAGGCGCCAUAUCCGUCAAUGAAGCCACUCCGGCAGCAUCCAACCCAGCUGAAUCCGAUAUCAUCUCAUUUGUUUCUUCAAGUCGUGGGCAAAAGCAAAACGACGUCCCAGCCAGGGCUCAUCUCCUGCUGGCGAAAUGGACCGAUCGAGCUGGUCAAACCCACUCCCAGGCGAUUGUACAACGCUAUCGUGAAGCCAUCAAGUUGUAUCCGAGUUUGAGCGGCGAAGCUACUAAGUUGGUGAUUGACAACUACCUGCGCUCUUUAACCUAUGGAAGCAAAUAUGUCUUCCAGACGCUUCCGAAGCUGUUGACCCUUUGGUUAGAACAUGCUUCUAUUGUUGACCAGCCGAUUGAUCCGAAGCGAGGAGAUAACGAGGACUUCCAAAGACAUACAAAAGCGCAGCGACAGAAGAGCUUGGAUGAGAUGCAUGCCCAGUUGAAGAAAUACAUCGCGUCUCGUCUCCAACCUGCCUUGUUGUUUACUAUUCUGCCUCAAGUCAUGGCCCGAAUUUGCCAUCCAAACAACACAGUCUACGAGCUGCUGGCCAGAAUUGUGGCCAAGGCUGUUCACUUCUUCCCACAGCAAGGACUUUGGACUGUUCUGGCUGUCGUCAAAUCCUCAAAUAAAGAUCGAGCCGCGAAGGGCUACAACUGUCUUCAGAAAAUAACGGAUUUCACUACGAAGCACAAGACAGACAUCCCGUCAGCUGACAUUCGCCGAAUGAUCAAUACGGGUCAAAAGUUCUCGGAGGAAUUGCUCCAGCUAUGUAAUGCUCGAGUUGAGGAUCGAGUCUCGAAAGUUAACCUCGCUCGCGGUCUUGGGUUUAAUCACAAGGUUGCACCAUGUCGACUUGUUGUACCCUUCCAGGCUAUGUUGAUUCCUAGCCUCCCCACGAGUCACGAUGCAGAAUACUUGAAAGGAUUCAGAGCUUUCCCAAGAGACCCAACGACUAUUGAAACCGUUCUCGACGAAGCUCAAAUUUUGAACUCGCUUCAAAAGCCACGCAAGAUCAGCAUUCGUGGCUCCGAUGGCAAGAUCUACAACGCACUUUGCAAGCCCAAGGAUGAUCUGCGGAAGGAUCAACGUCUCAUGGAGUUCAACAACAUGAUCAAUCGAUUUUUGAAGCGGGAUGUUGAAGCCAGUAAACGACGGAUUUACAUCAAAACCUAUGCAGUGACGCCAUUGAAUGAAGAGUGCGGUUUAAUCGAGUGGGUGGACAACCUACGCACCCUGAGAGAGAUUGUGAUCAAGCUUCUCCGUGAAAGAGGCAUUUCACCAAAUUACACCGACAUCAAGCAUUAUCUCAACGAGAUCUGUGCAGAAAAAGCGGGACUCUCCAAGCUAUCCCUCUUUACCACCAAGAUCUUGGCCAAACUUCCUCCUGUGCUACAUGAGUGGUUUGUUGAGAUGUUCCCAGAGACCGAGGCAUGGUUCACGGCUAGGAUGCGAUACACCCGGUCUGCAGCGGUGAUGUCUAUGGUUGGAUAUGUUCUUGGCCUUGGUGAUCGACACGGGGAAAACCUGUCAUUUGAAGAAGGAACCGGAGGAAUUCUGCACGUUGAUUUCAACUGUCUCUUCGACAAAGGUCAAACGUUCGAGAAACCAGAGGUGGUUCCAUUCCGACUGACACAUAAUAUGAUUGACGCCUUUGGUGCUUAUGGUUACAACGGACCUUUCCGGCGCACUUGCGAAAUCACUCUCAGUCUCUUGCGGCAAAACGAGGACGCUUUGAUGACGAUCCUAGAGACUUUCUUGCAUGACCCCACAACAGACUUCAUCGGCAAAAGACGUCGCAAUCAUACAAACGUUCCUGAUACUCCCGCCGGUGUCCUCGAGGAUGUCCGUAACAAACUUCGCGGAUUCAUGUCUAAACAGCCGAUCGCCCUCUCCGUCGAUGGGCAAGUUGAUGAAUUGAUUAUGCAGGCAACCGACAAAAAGAAUCUGGCCGCGAUGUAUAUCGGAUGGUGUGCUUUCUUCUAA